AUCUGGAAACAGAGGAAGAGCCCAAACACGUGAGUUCUUCCUCUUCCUCUUCGGCUUCAGCUGGCUAGGGUUUCGAAUCAGUGUCUUCCUUCGUCCUCUUCAUUCUUUCUUCUUUCACCAGUCCAAUCUCUGGAGAACGUCACACCGGGGCGAUCCAGAUUGCUCGAAUUGCAGGCUGACGGACGAUUGUGGGAACCCUGGUUCGGUCCGGCAGUGUGCGCCCAGGGCCUUCCAAUUCGUCUUGCCCGCAGUGAUAUGUGAUUUCAGCUGUUCAAUGCGAAGAUGAGCUCAUUCUCCAUAACCCGCAAGAAGACGCCUUUCCAGAAGCACCGAGAGGAGGAAGAGGCGAAGAAGAAGAGGGCUGAAGAUGAGACGGCUCGCCUUUACGCUGAAUUUGUGGAGUCCUUCCAAGGAGAUAAUGCACCUGGGUCGAAGGCUUUUGUUCGAGGAGGAUUGAUCAAUCCAAAUGAUCGAGCGAAGGCUGAUUCUGAAGGUGAAAAGUCCAAAGAUGGGAUGCCUGUUCCAAAGAAGGGAAGUAGGUAUGUUCCUUCUUUCAUACCACCUCCUCUUUCAUCCAAAGGAAAAGAAACUGAAAAGAAGAAAGACGAGGAGAAGGCAAAAGAGAGAGAGAAAGGGAAGUCACGAAACAUAGAUCAUUUCAUGGAGGAGCUGAAGCAUGAGCAAGAGUUGAGGGAGAGACGGAAUCAAGACCGUGAACAUUGGCGUGAUGGCCGCCACAGUGAAAAUUCUGCUCCAUCUAGCCGAUUUGAUGAACUGCCUGAUGAUCUUGAUCCAAGUGGAAGGUUUCCUGGAUCAUUUGAUGAUGGUGAUCCGCAGACAACAAACCUCUAUGUUGGUAACCUUUCACCUCAGGUUGAUGAGAACUUCCUUUUACGGACUUUUGGAAGAUUUGGUCCCAUAGCAAGUGUAAAGAUAAUGUGGCCUCGGACAGAAGAAGAGAGAAGACGGCAGAGAAAUUGUGGAUUUGUGGCUUUCAUGAACAGAGCUGAUGCACAGGCUGCAAAGGACGAAAUGCAAGGUGUCAUUGUUUAUGAGUAUGAAUUGAAGAUUGGAUGGGGUAAAUCCGUGGCUCUCCCAUCACAAGCUCUUCCUGCUCCUCCCCCGGGGCACAUGGCCAUAAGGAGUAAGGAGGGUGCAACAGUGAUUUUGUCUGGUCCAUCAGGUCCACCAGUUACCACAGUCCCUACUCAGAACUCCGAGUUGGUUUUGACUCCUAAUAUACCUGAUAUAACUGUUAUUCCACCAGAGGAUGAUCAUCUUCGGCAUGUGAUUGAUACGAUGGCCUUAUAUGUAUUGGAUGGCGGAUGUGCGUUUGAACAGGCUAUUAUGGAGAGAGGUCGUGGGAAUCAACUUUUCGGUUUCUUGUUUGAGCUUGGGUCUAAAGAGCAUACCUAUUAUAUCUGGAGGCUUUAUUCGUUUGCUCAGGGUGACACUCUUCAAAGAUGGCGAACAGAACCUUUCAUCAUGAUUACUGGUAGUGGAAGAUGGAUACCUCCGCCCUUGCCUACUGUCCGAAGUCCUGAACAUGAAAAAGAAUCUGGCACGACUUUUGCUGCUGGGAGAAGCAGGCGUGUAGAGCCAGAACGUACACUAACUGAUUCACAGAGGGAUGAAUUUGAGGACAUGCUGCGUGCAUUAACGUUGGAGAGAAACUUGAUAAAGGAGGCAAUGGGUUUUGCUUUAGACAAUGCUGAUGCUGCAGGAGAGGUUGUCGAGGUUUUAACAGAAUCUUUAACGCUUAAAGAGACACCUAUCCCUACUAAGGUUGCGAGGCUUAUGCUGGUUUCCGAUGUCCUCCAUAAUAGUAGUGCUCCCGUAAAGAAUGCUUCUGCAUACCGCACUAAAUUCGAAGCAACACUGCCCGACAUAAUGGAGAGCUUUAAUGAUUUGUAUCGAAGUAUAACUGGAAGGAUCACUGCUGAGGCGCUUAAGGUAAUUGUUAUCGUUGCUUUGAACUUGUUUUUGAGGAAAUUCUUGAACAAUUCUCUUGGUGUGUUUCUUCGGGUGUUUUGCCUGUGUGAUUCCUUUCGAAAUCUGCAGGAGCGAGUCCUGAAGGUUUUGCAAGUAUGGUCCGACUGGUUUCUGUUUUCUGAUGCUUAUGUGAAUGGAUUACGAGCUACUUUUGUGCGAUCAAGUAAUUCUGGGGUGGUCCCUUUUCACUCUUUAUGUGGUGAUACUCCUGAAAUAGAUAAGAAAGCAAACUCAGAAGAGUCAGGUGAUGGAGUUAAAGUCAACCAAGAUGCUGCUUUAGCAAUGGGCAGAGGAGCUGCUACGCAAGAGUUAAUGUCUCUUCCCCUCGCUGAGCUUGAAAGACGCUGUAGGCAUAAUGGAUUAUCUCUUGUUGGUGGUAGAGAAAUGAUGGUUGCAAGGUUGUUAAGUCUUGAAGAGGCAGAGAGACAGAGGGGCUAUGAGUUAGAUGAGGACUUGAAAUUUAAGCAGAGUAGUGCGAGCUCUGGGAGGUAUUCAAGUGGUCAAAGAGAAAAUAAUGUUGAUGCUGGGCCUGUAGGAUGGAAUCGUUAUGGGGAGGACGAGAUGGCUUCAAAAGGAGAAGAAUCUGUUACAUUGGCUUCAACCAUCCCAAUUCCACCGCCUGAGCUGAAAGCCUUCACGAGAAAAGAGAAAAACGAUCCUGUUUUGCCAUCUUCAAAGUGGGCUCGAGAAAAUGAUGAAAGUGAUGAUGAACAGGAAAGAGGUUCUAGAGGCCUAGGGUUAGGCUAUUCAUCAUCUGGAAGCGAGAAUGCUGGGGAUGCUCCUGGUGAUGUUGAUGGGAUUGAGUUGGCGGCUGAUUCAAGCAUGCCCUUUCAGUCAGACAGCGGAAUGAGUGAAGAGCAAAGACAAAAACUGAGGCGUCUAGAGGCUGCUUUGAUAGAGUAUCGUGAAUCUCUGGAAGAACGUGGAAUAAAAAAUGUGGAAGAAAUUGAGAAGAAAGUUGCCUUGCACAGGAAACGGCUGGAGGUGGAAUAUGGGUUAUCAGGCUCUAGUGAUGAUGUUUCUGGGAACAGGAGAUCUUCAUCAGAGAGGAAGGACAGAAGAGACGAUUUUCGCGAUUCAUCCAGAAAACGUCAUCGCAGCCGAAGUCACAGCGCUAGUCCACCACGAAGAUCAUCUAACCGUGACAGAGAUGGUAGGAUUCAUCACUUAGAGAGCGAAAGAAGUAGAGACCGUGAGAAGAGUGGCAGCAGAGAGAGGGAUGAUCAUGACAAGGAUAGAGGUAGAGAGCGAGAGCGUGAUAGGAGGAGGCGGACGUGAUCAAUUGGUGAUCUACGGGUGAACUGAAAAACGACAGUUUGGCCAUUAAUUAUAUGGGCUUGAUUUCUGUCACAAAGCUGGAAUGCAGAAUCCAAGGGCAGUAGAGAUAGGACUGCGUUCUCAUCCGAGGUUGUUCCAUAUGUGGUCCAUGUACAAGGAAAAUGUUCAGUCUCUUUCCCUGCAGUUGUUUUGUUUGAGGAAGAAUGGUUUGCCAUUGACAAUCCUGGUGUAGCCCUGGGAUGAGAUUAUCGCAUUUACUAAUGAGCACAAUUUAGUGAAUCGAGUCAAAUUUUUGAAAUGUAAACUUCGGAUGUUCCGUCUUUCCAACUAAUGAAUUGUUAGGAUUCUACUUUUU
Messenger RNA from Rhodamnia argentea, 3625 nucleotides. RefSeq names its product protein RRC1. Gene Ontology annotation, molecular function: RNA binding. Gene Ontology annotation, biological process: RNA processing. Gene Ontology annotation, cellular component: nucleus. The transcript has 16 exons. NCBI's taxonomy places the organism in Eukaryota, Viridiplantae, Streptophyta, Magnoliopsida, Myrtales, Myrtaceae. The record is from RefSeq and is a predicted model, not a curated record. The coding region runs from base 283 to 3270 and encodes 995 amino acids.